AUGAAUCCUCCUUUCUUUUCUGAUGUGUUUAAAGACACCAAUGAUCUCUUAAGCAAAGAUUUUUAUCAUUUAACACCUCUAUCACUCGAUAUCAAGACAGUGGCAAGAAACGGUGUAAAUUUCAAUAUUAACGCGAGACAACCAGUUAAAGAUGGUCCAUUGAGUACAAAUUUUGAAUCUAAGUAUAUUGACAAAUCUACUGGUAUUGCCUUAACUCAAACUUGGUCAAAUAGAAAUAAAUUGAAUUCAAAGAUCGAAAUUAAUGAUAUCACACCUGGUUUAAAAACUGAAUUAUCAAGUUUUUUCAAUCCAAACUUGUUUUUAGGUAAAGAUGUUGCCGCUGACAAGGAUAAAAAUGUAAACUUAAAUGUAAAUUUUAUUCAACAUUUUUUUACAGCAAGAGGUAAUUUCAAUUUCUUAAAUGGUCCUCCAAAUUUUACUGGUGAUUUCACACUGUAUCGCGAUGGUUUCGUUUAUGGGUCUCAAUUGAAAUAUAAUAUCAACCAAGGGUCGAUUUCCGAUUAUGCAAUGGCGGUGGCAUAUAAGACCUUGGAUUAUUCCAUAGGAUUACAAGUUGAUGAUAAACAAUUAACUUCUCUAUCUUUCAAUCAAAUUUUGAAUCCAAACUUACAAAUAGGUUCUCGUGCAAUACUAGAUCCAAAAUUCAACUCAAACAAAGUAAAUCUUGAAUUUGUCACCAAAUAUUUGAUUGACGUUAAUUCGCAAAUCAAAUUAAAAGUCUCCGACAGUGGUAGCGUAGCAAUGGGUUACAAACAGGCUUUAAGACCAGGUGUUACUCUAGGUUUAGGUGCUUCAUUUGAUGCUUUGAACUUAAACGAACCGGUCCAUAAACUUGGUUGGUCACUAUCUUUUGAUGCUUGA
Kazachstania africana CBS 2517 is the source of this 882-nucleotide messenger RNA. It is a transcript of the gene POR1, whose product is annotated as porin POR1. The record is from RefSeq and is a predicted model, not a curated record. Gene Ontology annotation, molecular function: voltage-gated monoatomic anion channel activity. NCBI's taxonomy places the organism in Eukaryota, Fungi, Ascomycota, Saccharomycetes, Saccharomycetales, Saccharomycetaceae. Gene Ontology annotation, cellular component: mitochondrial outer membrane. The transcript has a single exon. Gene Ontology annotation, biological process: monoatomic anion transmembrane transport. Bases 1 to 882 code for a protein of 293 amino acids.